UUGAAUUGCAGUUGUUUUCUCUCUCUGAAACUCUCACAGACUGUUACACAGAGAGAAGCGGGAGCUGACUCAAGCUAAGCAGGAUGCAGGCUAUCAAAUGUGUUGUUGUGGGAGAUGGAGCUGUGGGGAAAACAUGUCUUCUCAUCAGCUACACAACCAACGCUUUCCCUGGAGAAUACAUCCCUACUGUCUUUGAUAACUACUCAGCCAAUGUGAUGGUGGACAGUAAGCCAGUCAACCUGGGUCUCUGGGAUACAGCAGGACAGGAGGACUACGACAGGCUGAGACCACUGUCCUACCCACAGACGGACGUGUUCCUCAUCUGUUUCUCUCUGGUGAGCCCAGCCUCCUAUGAGAACGUCAGAGCCAAGUGGUACCCGGAGGUGCGUCACCACUGCCCGUCAACCCCUAUCAUCCUAGUGGGUACUAAGCUGGAUCUGAGGGACGAGAAGGAGACCAUCGAGAAGCUCAAAGAGAAGAAACUGGCCCCCAUCACCUACCCACAAGGCCUAGCGCUGGCCAAGGAGAUUGACUCUGUGAAGUACCUGGAGUGUUCUGCUCUGACCCAGCGUGGCCUGAAGACAGUGUUUGACGAGGCUAUCAGGGCAGUACUCUGCCCACAGCCAACCAAGGUCGGGAAGAAGAAAUGUCUACUGCUCUAACAGCUAAGAGUGAAAAUGGACAGCGAACAAACCAGGGAGAAAGAUGUUAACUUCAAUAAAAACAUUGACUUUAUUCCUUCUGAAAGCCUAUAUGGUUAAAUACAUAUAAAAUACUAUAAUUAAAUAAUGUUAAAUCUAUUACAAUGGUUUCUGAUGUGUGCUUGUUUGGUACUGGUAUAUAGUGUAUGAUAUAGGAGUUUUUGUAAAAGGAAAAAGUUGUAUAAUCUUUGCAGAAUAUUAAUAAUCUGAAUAAUACAAUACUGUAAUAUUCUCCCCUCUACUGUGAAGGUGAUAUUUGACCUUGAUGUAAGUGUGUCCCAAAUGGCACCCUAAUCCCUAUGUGUACUACUUUUGACCAGAGCUCUAUGGGUGUCCUAGUGCACUACAUAGGGAAUUGGGUUUUAUUUGGGACACAUACAAAUUGUUUUGGUAUACAAUUAAACUCAAUUUUCAAACACUGCCACCACCAUCAUCAUGAUCAUCAUCAUUAUUAUGAGUUGUGGUUUGAUGAUGCCCUCUGUCCAAUUUCUCUAGAUCUGCUUCCAACCGCUAUAUAAAGGACAGUUAAUCUGUAAAAUCAAUCUGGAUUAAAUAUGUUAAUUAAUUGA
This is a messenger RNA of Coregonus clupeaformis (lake whitefish), 1270 nucleotides long. Its product is annotated as ras-related C3 botulinum toxin substrate 2. Gene Ontology annotation, molecular function: GTP binding; GTPase activity. Lineage: Eukaryota; Metazoa; Chordata; Actinopteri; Salmoniformes; Salmonidae. The transcript has 7 exons. Gene Ontology annotation, biological process: small GTPase-mediated signal transduction. The record is from RefSeq and is a predicted model, not a curated record. The coding region runs from base 84 to 662 and encodes 192 amino acids.